AUUGGAGUGUAUAUACUUUUGGCAAAUGGUGGCUUGUGUAUGUUUGUGCGCGCGAAAUGUCUGAAUGUCGUAUUUGUGCCUCCACGGAUGCUAUAUUUUUGAAUAUAUUUCAGAAAAAUGAUAAAAGGAAAUAUGAUGCAGAAAUAAAUACCUGCCUCCCUAUCAAGGUCACCAACGACGACGUUAUCUCCUUAAAGAUAUGUCACGUGUGUGUGCACAAACUGGAGCUGUGCAACACGUUCGUUUGCCGUUUCCUCGCGACAGAGCCGCAGCGGCAGAUGGGCUCCGGGCAGAACGUUUGCUACUUGUGUCUCGGGAACGACGGUGUUCUCAGCAACCUUUUUGACGGCAACUGGAUCCAUCAGAUUGAAACGGCUCUGGGCUGUAAAGUUCACAGAGGCAAGAAAGUGCCUAGCAAGAUAUGUCAUCAUUGUGCCUACAAGCUGGGCGAGUUGUUCAACCUUUUCCAGUCAGCGUUAGACUCCGAAUCCAAACUUUACAUGAUGUGCGAGAAAAGUGUUGUGAAAAUCAACCAGCAACCUAAGCUAACUAAGAGUCCUGGAAGUCCAAACAAGAAAUCACUUUCAAUUGACAUCACCAGUAUGACUGGUAAAGCCAUAGUUCGAGUGUCUGCCCGCAAAUUUAAGCCCACUGAAGUAAGCAGUGUUGUUCCUGCAGGUGUUGGAGCGAACUUGAAUGCAAAAGCACUGAAAGUGACUGUCAGCAAACUACCAGAUAUAAGUGUUCAAGAUCAGCCCCACCGACAACUAGGUAGCAACGACAUCGCUGCAACCGGAAACAUGAUGAUGAGUAGAGACAAGCUGACAGAAAUUUCACAUCAGAUUUUAGAAAGUAGGACAUCAAAAAAGGUUUCUGCUGUACCAAAAAUGCCAGAAAGUAAGCAGAAAACCACUAAUAAAGGUAAUAAAGUAAUGUUGAAACCUGUGGAUAACAUUAAUGUAGCCUGCUGGAAAUGUUUUAGGGACAUAAAGGAUAAUGAAAAAUGUUCUUGUUCAACAGAUGUCGACAGCAACGUGAAAUUGAAGAAAGGAGAAACAACCAGUGAAAAGAUGGCUGAUGGACGUAGUAAGAGAAAAAAAGAAAAUGAAGAAUCGGACAGUAACAAUUCGAAGAAAGUGCGUAGUGAUGCUAAGAAGCCAGCGGUGAAGAGGAGAGACAGUAUCUCCCUUGUCGGCCACGUCUACGAUAUUAGGAGAACGAAAAGGAAACGGACAAUUACAGAUUACAACCAGUUUCUGAAUGAUGGAUUGCUGCUGUCUCCCAGAGGUGAUAGAGGAAAGAAAGAUGUUAAACCAGUUCAGAAAGCAAUGCUACCGAAGGAAGCUACCAAAACUGCCAGCCCAAGGAAGCAGUCGCCGACAGCAGUUCCUUCCAGAAGAGGUUCACAGAAAUUCACUGAUGGAAAACUCGAAGACCAAGAAAAUUUACCACGAAAACGUUCACCUCAGAAAGUAAUAUCUUUAGAAAGUAGUGAACUGAAAGAUGCUGAUGAACAGGUAGCGAAGAGUAAAAGUACAUCUCCAAAAUCUGAGAAGAAUUCCAAGUCGCCUCGAAAGAGAAAAGUUCAGGAGGAGGAUGUAGGAGGGGAUACGGCUGAUGAGCCAGCGCCGACAGAAACCCUCAACAAGUACGAGUGUUCGGUUUGUGGUGAGCAGUACUCGUCCACGGUGGAAGGCAAGGGCCACGAACUCGCCCACACCGCUCGAUCACUCCAGUUGAUCAUGUACAGGUGGGGAGCAGAUAGCCGGUCAAGCCACCAAAACUCUCCAUCGAAAGGGUCCAAGAAAAGUAACGCUAAGACAGAAAAUGUAAAAAACAACGGCAAACCCAACACAGAAACUGAAGUCGUCACAAAAGAAAUAUCAAAAGUGCUGCAGGAUGUUGUCUCUUUGGUGUCUGAAAGUUCUCCGUCCAAGCAGCAGAACGUAAAUGGUAGCACAGUAACCAGAACUCGGAGGGGCAGGAUAGUUGUGAGCAAACUGCAGAUUGCCAAACCCAGAGGGCGCAGGGCCAACGCAAAGGCAGAUGCUCUGAAACGUGAGGAAACAGUCCGCAGCAUCAUAAGUGAUUUUGAAUCUCUGGAAGAGGGGGAAGAAGACGAAAAAGAAACCAGUCCUUCCACAGUCGAGAAUUCUGAUGCGCCGGGUGCAGAUAGGGGCGCAAAGGAAAAGGUGUCGGAGCAAGGCCCCGAACAAAGUCGUGUUGGACCGGAAACUGUUAAGAAUGGCUUCGCUGACAAAGAAGUGGACCGUCGUGCAGAAGACCUCGCCCCGGAGAGUCGAGAUGGUGAACGUGAUGAAGGUGAUCCCGGUCCUCGAGAGACAGCAGCCCAGCUCACCGAGGAGGCGGGAGAGGGAUCCGGUGAGAGCAGUGUUCCAAGUGGUGAGGCGCCAGGCACGGGGGAUCGAGGUGGCUCGACAGGCGAUGAGUUGAUCUCCGGUGCGAACGAAGACACGGAUGCCGGUAGCAGGGAUAAGGACGGUGGCAAGGGACCGGAUGAGGCUCCAACUGAAGCCGACGAGGUGCGUCCUCGCGCGCGCGUUGAAGAUGUCAUCGACGUUGAGGAGAAAUCGGGCAGGUCGUCUGGCGGCAGCAGUGUGAUACUGGAAGAAACUCAACCGAGUGUCGGGCUCGGCGAAUCUGGCUACGACUUGCACACCAGUCUUGAGAAGGAGAUUUACGAACUUCACGGUGUUGAAAAUUUAGAUUUCACUCCACCUAAAAGCAGUGGCUUAGAACCUCUAACGAGCUCUGAGGCAAGUGCAAGUACUAAAGUUUCACCAGUGAACAACGAUACUGAUUUAAUACAUAUAUUAGAGUGAGAUAUUUAUGUUAGUUUUUAUCACUGCAGAUUGUAUAUAUAUCAUAGGCUGUCUCUAGGCAGUAUAUUUGGAUGACUGUGGCUGAAAGUUUAAUAGUAGGGUAGAUACUUAAUUUUCAAGCACUUUGUGUUUCUAUUUGCAAGAAGCCUACAGUUGGUUGUAUGUAUUUCAAAAUUGUCCAUCAAUCUUCUAACAGAAUUAUUUGACUUAACUUUGCAUUCAUUUAACAGUUUGUAGUUGGUUGCAUUUGAAUGCUCAAUGUUGUUUGAGCAUAUCGCUGAAAUUAUCAUUGUCUAAGAAACUAAAGUAAAAAUAUUAUUAACAACAAUCUAGGGAUGGUCCUGUUUCAUGUUUGAAAAAUCUAUCUUUGUUUGUGUGUAGUAUGUAUUUUUUUUUAAUAUACAUAUAUAUUUUUUAUGUUUUCAAAUUGUAGCCCCGUAUUGGUUUUGUGGUUGUAAUUUCCCUUAACUUUUAAGGGACCAGACAAAAAAUUGUUACGAUAUGGAAAAAGUCUUGGAAAGAAGAAAAUUUAUAGUGAAGGAGACAAUGUAUAUUAAAUAUUACCUAUUAAGAAAGUUGUGAAAUCAGAAGGUUAGAAAAGGCGUCUGCUGUAAUUAACGCAAGGGGUCAGUUUUAACUGGUGUGAAAUUUUCUAUAGAGGGUUUUAACUACACAUUUUAACUGGUAACCCCUGAAAGUAAUUAUGAUGUGAUUUUCACAACAGUAUUUUUAAGAUACAAACUUUAGAGACAUGAUGCUUUUGAUGAACUCAAAAGCUUUCAUCAUAGCAAAAAAAAAAUUGCACUGGUAUAUCUUGAAACCUUUGGUAAAUGGAAAUAUUCUUUGCACACUUGCGGUACACACUUCACAUUGACUCGGUCCCAACUCUUCUGCAAAAUGUAUAUACUGCUUGCAGUCUGCUCACCACAGUUAUCUCGACAAAGAUCAGUGAUGUCAAAAAGAAAUUAUACACAUUUAGUCAUGAAAAGACAGAACAGCGAACACUUCAACACUGGUUUCUUUCUGAGCUGGCUGUAUAUAAAAGAGAUUUUCUGAUACCACUUUUGCCAGGACGAGUGAUUUUCUUUGCCUCUUUUGAAACAGGAAAUAGCAGAUUAUGAAUUUAAAAAUUUGGUUUUUCCACUGCAAAAGAAUAGCUGAGUAAAGAAUACAGUGAUAGAUGUUGUCUGGGGGGGCAGUUCACUAACUUUUGCCAUUUUACUAUCUAUAACUGUUUAUUCUUUAAGCAUUUUUAUUAAUGAAAGGUCAGAGGACUUGGCAACACAGAAUUUUUGCCUCUGUGAAUACAAUUUUUGUAUAAAAACGGUAAUAGCUAUUUAAAAAAUUAUGUUAUCAAAAGAGUAACACAUUAUUUUCUUUAUUCUUGUCCAUUUUUUUUUCUCACCUUGGUUAUUGCCUUUUCUUAGCUCAAUAAAAGCCACAGUUAUUUUGACCAUUGCAAGAUACUUUCUCUGAGAAAGUCACGAAAGCGUAACACAGUCUUAAUAUUUAUUGGAAUCAUUGCUACCGAGUUUAGAAAAUGAAAUCGGGACAAUUUGAAAGAUGUUUUUGAUUGCAAAUGUCAAGAAAAAUGUCGACCGUACGAUUGCAACUAAACUACUAUAAUGUUUCAGUUGAUUGUACACCUGUAAGAUUUCUAGUAAAAGAUGAGGGAAAAAAAUUAGAAAAUCACAUUUCAAUUUAAAAUAUUGGAUUUUUUUAUUUUUAGUUUGCCGCAAUCAUGCAUUUUUCAGGUCUCUACAUAUGAGUCAAGUAUCGAUUGCUCAAGCCAUGGAUGAUAACGCGUGCAUGAACACAUAACCUUAAAUUAAGUGCAAAGGGAAAAAAAUCGUACAUUAUAGAAUUAUACUACUGGCUGUAGUUCAUGUAGUUAUUUUGACACAAAGAUAUAAAAUAAUUGUUAGGACUAUUUGGUUUUAAGAGCCCAAUUUUGUUUGAAACUAAUCCUCAUGCCAACCUCUUCCCCCAUGGAAGAAUUCACCGGAUAGUGUGGUGAAUACCGAAACAAAACCUCAUAGGAAGUUUGGAAUUUUAACGUUAUAAUUUCCCUACCAUGAUGUUUCAGUUGAUAUAAAUAUUGGAAAAAUUUAAUACAUAUAUGACUUGAAUAGAAAAAUACAUUUAUUGUGCAGUGGACUCUGUUGUAAUUUGCACAUUUUAUUUUGAAUACUGGUAACAGCUAAAGUUUUGUAAAGCAUUAUAGCCAAUAUUUAUUUAUUUAUUUUUAAUAAAAGGGGCGGGGGGGGGUGAAAACUAUAAAGUUAUACUGCCAAUAAUACGUACAGCAGGAUGUGUUCACAAAACAAGCAUUUAAUUACAAAGACUUUUUCCAUUCGUGUACCAGUAGUAAUUUUAAUAUUUCUGAAGUGUCCUUGGAGAAACAUUAAGCAGUGAUAAAGGUUUGUAAACAAUGUUAACUUUAGUGUUGGUUAACUGUCUAACUUAAUGACAGCUUAAUGGCUGGUUAUCUUUCAAGUCAUUGAUUAUAACUAGGGAAAGUAAAUACAGUAGUAUUGUUAAAAAUAUAUAUAACAAAGCUGGAUGUUUGUCAUAAACAAUAGUAAUUAGGCAACAACAAAUUAUGUUUUUGCCCCCUGUAAUUUUUAUAAAGCUCUUACAUACCUGCAAAAGGAUCUCGUAACCAGCCAUACAAAGGAGCAGAAAAAAUAGCCUUGAUUCUGUAUAUAAGGCUGUGUUUUAUUUUUGAUGUGUAACAUCUUAGCCCUUGGUAUAUGACAUUUGGUGGGAGUAAUUUCGUGAAUGACACGGAAGUAAUGGAAUGGAAAUGUGUGACAACAGUGCUGCCAUCUGCUGUGAGUGGCGCGUACCAAAGUUUACAAAGUCAAUGGGAAACUUUAUAGUAUUAACUGUUUAAUGAAUUUUAAUAAGAUGGCCAGUAGUUUAGUAAAAUUCUUUGUUGGAAAUCAGGUCCAAAGCUGGUUUUUAGUAUUUUUUCAAGUCGUUACUUUUAUCAGAGCACUUACUAAUUAGUUCAAUAUUUCCGUCUGCUAAUCAAAUGUUUUGAUAGUUAAUGCAGUGAACGUGCUGCUGUCUGUGUGUGAUGGUGUGGCAAGCCUUGUUUGUGAUCUUGACAGGGAAUUAUAGCGGCGCGUUUAUAAAGUACACGUGAUUUACGUCCAAAAAUUUACUUGAAAAUAUAGUUUGCGUAUAUUUAUCACACACUGCAUUGAACAGCAUGACACUCUCCCAUGUGGCUUUUCUUAUACGUUAUAAAUGCAUAGUUUAUGAUAUGAAUUCAUUCCUAGAAGUUAUUUGUUGAAGUGAGUAUUAAUAAAUAUGUUCUGUAAUUGAUAUUAUGUCAUUUUAAAAUCUGAGGUUCAUUCCUUUUGAUGCCAUAUUAAUUGAUCCUUUAAAAAUUGGUACAUAGGAAAUUAAUUAAUUAUAAACAGGGUGGCCACACACCGGGAAAUCCUGGAAAACCGGGAAAUUACAGGGAAUAUCAUUUUGCAAUGGAAAACCGGGAAAAAUACAGGGAAUUAGUGAUUUGGCCCUGGAAUUUUUUUUGCUGGUAGUAAUUAUUUCGUCAACUGUGAAUAUGUACAUUAUAGAAACAUUUAAGGGCAACGUGCAAAUCUCAGCGUUUUUAUUAGUGCUAAUUAAAUUUUAUAAAACACGCUAUUUAAUGUAUACUAUCUUAUUAAAAUGCAGAAUAUUCCACUCCGUACCGCGCAUCGGCUACAUGGAAUUUGGUACGGUACCAACAUUCCAUUAAUAUAGUAUUUGUACCAUAUUGCUGAUAAUAGCACCAUACAACGUGCGUAAGUAAGCAGACAAUAAAAUUAACGUACUGUAUUUCUGGCCAGUGUACCAUAUUAUGGUCUACUGAAUGUCGUAUUUUUCGUGUAUUUGCCGAAAUAGCGGAACAUUGCCGUGCCAUUUGUUUUUGUGGCAAGGGCAUGAAUAUUAGAGGUGUAAAAGUAACGAAAAAAUGUGUACCCGUAUGUAUUCGUUACUAUAACAAUUAGUACUCGUUACUUUCGAAUCGUUAUUCGUUACUUCUGAUACCGCAUGACAUGGCACAUGCUAUGUUAUGUAACAGCAUCGAAUCGAGUCGUAUUUCGUACGCGUACAGUAUGACGUCGCGUAAAUAAAAAUAAAUAGAAUAUAAACAAUUUAAAAUAUUUGAUAAUUAACAGCUUUUGUUAACCAGGAAACAAUUAACUCUCAUUAGAGCGGCUUCAUUAUAAUAUAUCUUUUAAGAUAAGAACAUAAAACGUGAAAAUACGCGAUUAUAAAAAACAAAAACAUACAGAUUUAUAAUUUGUAAAAAAAUACUUUCUUACGUUGUUUCUGUUCGAAUCUAAAACUUUAUCUACACACACAAUACCUUUAAUAAACAGUAAAAAACUUGGACGACGAAUUUCCAAAUUAUACUUUUAUUAAUAAACAAACAUCGUUCUUUGUAACGAAUAAGCGCGUGCAUGCGUGAAACAUACGAAAGAUGCGAGUAACGAAAUGCAUUCGUGUGUAACGUUUCGUUACUCGUUACUAGAUGCCGCACCCGUUACUCAGUAACGAAUACAUACGGUUUGCUACAGCAAAUAUCAUGACCGGAUUGUGCAUGGUUUAUUUGCUUAGUGGUUGUUGUUUGUUUUGCGUAAUAAACCAUUGAACAGCAAUUUUUCACAAAUUCCGAAGUGUAUUUUGUGGUGAAUUGAAACUAUAACCAUUUUGACGGUAAUUUGUAGUCCAUCGUAUGUGAAAAUACGGGUGCAUAACCUGGAUUAAAUGGCGGGAGCGCGGGCCGUGAAUGUAUUAUAGGCCUAGUUAUGUUGUGGUUGAUGCGUUUGUGUGAAAAUUUGAAUUUUUUGUGGAAACAUUGAUAAGGUAAGCUUUUGUUUUAUUUGGUUUGUCAAUUUUACAACUUGUCAGUUUAUUCAACAAUUACAAAGCGUUCCUAGUUAAAAAUUUUCAUAUAGGUAGUAAGUCAAGCUGAAAUCUCAAUAGCACAUAAUUAUAUCACCGUGCGUCUUGGUAGAUUAGGUUAAGAGUGCCGCACGAGUGUUUUUUUUUUCUUCACAAUAACACUGGGGAAAAAAUUGCGUCAAACUGUGUGGUCGCCGGUAUUCAGUUAUGUUUAAACAUUUUUAAUUUUCUUUAAAGGUUAGGCAAGUUAGACUUACAUUGAAUUAAGUAUAAUACUUUUAGGAUUUUUGAGAGUAAUAGGAAAUUAAUUAUAAUUUUUCUUUUUUUAGAGCCAAGAUGUCACACUCAAAAUAUACUAAAUCUGCAUUUAAAGAAACAUGGCUGCAGAAUGAAGAUUUUUCAGAAUGGUUGAGGCCAGUUGUGCACAAUCAGUAUGCAGCAAGGUGUAGUUUUUGCCAGAAUGUGUUCAGCUUGAGUAACAUGGGCAAGAGAGCAGUUACUAGCCACAUGACUAGUAAAAAACACAUUAAAUUUGUUAAUGCUAAGAAGAGAUCGCUGCUGAUGGGAGUGUUUCUUAAACCAAAAGACUUACCUGGGACAGAUUCUGAAAUGAUUAAUGUUAAUUCAGAAAAAGUAGUUGCUGGCACUUCUUCACAAGAUUCAAAACCUGAUAUUCAUUCUCAAGAAACUACAUCCAAAAACAUAAGCCAUUUUUUAUUGAAUGAUUCUGUUGUACAUGCAGAAAUUAUUUGGUGUCUCAAUAUGAUAUUAUCUCACAACUCAAUGCGAAAUGCUGCUAGCAGUGUUAAUCUUUUCCCUAUAAUGUUUCCAGACUCAAAUUGCUUGCAAAAUGCAGCUACAAAGAACAAAAUUGGCAUACUCAAUAGUGCAUGGUCUUGCCCCACAUUUUCAUAAAGAGUUGAUUCGGAAGUUGAAGGAAUGUAAAUACUGUGUUGUCGGUUUUGAUGAGAGUCUUAAUAAAGUUGCUCAAAAAGGUCAAAUGGACAUAACGGUUAGGUUUUGGAGUGAAAACAAUUUGCGCACCCAUUAUUUUGGAUCUGCUUUUUUAGAACAUUCUUCAGCAAGUGAUCUUGUCAAGGCUUUUGUGGAAGCACUUUCAGAAGUCGACAUGAAAAAAAUACUACAGAUAUCCAUGGAUGGACCUCAUGUAAAUUUUAAGUUCCUCCGGGAUUUGAAAGAAGAAAUAGUUACAAGUGAAAAUGAUCCAUCAUUCCUUGACAUAGGUAGUUGUGGCUUACACACAUUGCAUUGUGCCUUCAAAGCUGCCAUAAAAGCCACAGACUGGAAAAUUGUUGAGUUCCUUCGUGCUCUGUAUAAUUUAUUUAAGAAUGUUCCAGCAAGAAGAGCAGAUUAUGUUCAAUUUUCAGGGUCUUCAAAUUUUCCAAAAAAGUUUUGUGCCAUACGAUGGCUGGAAAAUUCUGGUGUUGCAGAACGUGCUGUUUUAAUGGUUCCUCAUUUGAAAGUGUUUGUGGAGAAGGCUACAGCAAUGAAACGUGUUCCAUCUUGCCAGAGUUUUUGUGUUGUUUCAAAAACUAUUGGGGACAAAUUUCUGAUUCCAAAGUUAGUUUUCUUUCAAGCUAUAGCUUUGGAAAUGGAGCCAUUUUUGCAGAAAUUCCAGUCUGAUGCUCCACUUGCUUCCCUCCUUUACGAGUCUUUAAGUAACUUGGAAAAGUUCAUGUUGAGGUUUGUGGUAAAGCAUGUUUUAGAGAAAUCUAAAUCCAUCAAAGAUGUUCCACUCAAUGUUAAAGAAAGUUUAGUUAAUCCAAAGUAUGUAGAUGUUGGGUAUGCUACAAGAAGUGUGCAGAAGGUAAAAGGUUCAACAGAGAAAGAAUUACUGCUUUUUAAGGAUGACUGCAUGAAAUGUUUUCAGGUUCUUUGUCAGAAGAUAAUGAUUAGGUCACCCUUGAAAUAUUCUUUGGCAAAGGGAAUUUCAUGUCUGGAUCCGUCUGUUGCUGUUAUUCCUAAAGUCUGUGAUGCUCGUCUUUCCACAACAUUAAAACUGCUUGUUGAAAGUAAAUGGUUGUCAGGAACAGUUGCUGAUAAUGUUGACAGGCAAUUCAAGAGUGUGUGUAAAUCAUCAGAAUUUUGUGAGAAAAUGAAAACUUUUUCAUCUGAAAGCACUUCUCUUGCUGAGUUGUGGCUAAGCCAUAUUCCAGAGAAUGGAGACUAUCAGGCAUUAGUCAACUUUUUGAAGAUGGUUUUCUGUUUGUCUCAUGGGAACUCUAGUGUUGAGAGAGGAUUCUCUAUUAACAAAGAAUGCUUAGUGGAAAACCUACAUGAAUCUUCAAUAGUGUCACAGAGACAAGUUUAUGAUGCAGUUUCAGCGCUAGGAGGCAUUCAAAAUAUGACCUUAACAAAAGAUCUGGUAAAGUCAUAUCGCUGUGCUCGUUUGCGAUACUCAGACGCCCUCAAAGAUGCAAAAGAAAAAAAAGAAGCUCUACAUCAUGCAGAAGUAGAGAAGAGAAGGUCAGUUUCCCUUGUUAGAGAGUUAGAAGAGAAGCGGAGAAAAUUGAUGGAAGAUGCCAUGAAACAGUCUGCUCUUAUUGAAGAGGAGAUAAAAGCAAUUUCAAAAUAAGAGUGCCUUUUAUUAGUCAUCAUUUAUUCAGUGUUCCAUCUCAUUCAAUUUUCUUAUUUAAUUUCAAUGUUUAAAAAAAAUAUGUUUUAUGCCUCAUGUUUUUAGUUUUGCUUUAAAAGUUUGUUUGUCAGGAUGUCUUUUUUUAAAGUAGGACACUUAUUUUAGAGUGUAUGUUUAUUCAAUUUCCCAUGAAAGUUUUGUGGACAUGUUUUUCAACAAGCAUUAUUUAACUUACUUAAGAUAGGCUGUAAACAAGUAACUCAUUCUUUUCCAUCCAUAAACUUUGUUUUUAAUUACUAGAAUAUUGUGGUUGCAGAUCUGAUAAUAGGUAAGAAAAUAUUUGAUAAAAAUUUAGUUUAUUAUUAUUUAGGAUAUUUAAUCAGUCAUAGUAAGUUUUAAUUACGUUAAUGAUUACACCAUUGCAUAAUAUGUAAUUUUUUUAAAUGAAAUUUAACUUGUAGCACAAUUAUCUCCUUCAGGGAAAAAACUUAGAAUUUUCUGGAAAACAGGGAAAUUGCAGGGAAUUUCAUUUUCAAAAAUAUGUGGCCACCCUGAUAAAACAAACCGUAACCAUCCUUAAUAUUAAUAAUAGCAAUUUUCAUUAAAAAUUAGCGGUGACUGUUUAAUCAGUCCGUUCAGUACGUGACUAAUAUUUCAAUAACAAUUCUGCUCGUUAUCAAGGCUAGAUGUUACACUUCACUGACGAGUACUGAAGGACUAUUUCACAUUAGAUUUUAUGGACAAAGUCAAUAAUAUAUAUAUAUUUUUUAGUGUUGCAAAUUUAAUACUUUUUAAUUAUUUACCAAAAACAAAUAACCGUGUUAUUUUUCUUAUUAAAUGUACAUAAUUGAUAAAGUUAAUUUUAGUAUAUAUAUUAACUCACAUUAUUGCAGAUUAAAACUUUUUUUUUGUACUUAACCGGAAAAAAAAGUUUUGGUAAAAUGGAGGAAAGUGUAGUAUUUGGGAAUGUAGAAAAAAGGGUGUUAUACAAUAAUUAUUAUUUAAUUUCUGAGGUAUGAAAGUAGUUAAAUUAAAUGUAGCAUGUAUAUAUGUAUUUUGUUAUAUUGUUAUGAUUACUAUUGGUGAGAAAUGCCAUGAUGGUGUUAAAUGAGACAGGGUUAUAAUCAAUUUACAAUUAAUAAGAGGAGACAUUGCAUUCCUAUCUUAUGAAUCCAAUUUUCUACGUUUUGAGUAGGUUAUGUUAAUAUGUGUGGCACUCGUACAUCUGUGUAAGUUAUAAACGAGUGGUGUUUGAACCCCUUUAAUUUGUGAGCUCGCAAAAUGACCGCACAAAAUUCACUGAAUGUAAAUUCAAUAACCCCCAAACCAGUUGGGUCAAACUGUCUCAGACGUGUAGCCACGUCGACUUAUUUGCACCGUAAAUAGUCUGUUGCUCACAUAAGAAACAACAGUAACUAAAUGAUAACCUAACUGGCAGGCAUCGUGUUUCACAAAGUAGUGUAGUGUACACUCUGACGUUGGAUAUUCUUGUUCCUAUUUACACUUCCUUCAAGAAUAUAUAGUCCAUCAUUCAAAACUCUGUAGCUCCAACCACCUUUAGUUGCGAAUAUUUUAGGCCGGCACAAAAGUGUGAAGGAGAUGUGAGGUUCUAAAAAACACACAGUUCUCUUGUUUCAUAGAUCGUUGGAACUAUAACAGGCAGUAAGGAAUUUUCUUUCUGCGUGGCAAUGCAAAAAAUUAAAGUUGCAAAGUUUUCAGUCACAUGAUGUGGUUGAUGUUGCAUUUGGCCCAUUGCGAAUAGUCCAUGACUGCAGAAAAAUGAGUGCUAAUAUUGGUAGUGCAGUAAAAACAUGGUCAAUGUUACUGGAUGGUUUGUAGUUUAUUUUAUUUUGUUUUGUGUGCAAUGUUAAGAGUGCAUAUAUUAUGUUGUAGUGUACUUUAUUUAACUGACCAUGUUUUGAGUGUGUUGGUAUGUGUUGUGUUUACGAGUGUGCGUGAAAUUUUUUCCUUGCAACUGCGAUCACACGGAGUGAUGGAUGGUGAUACAACUGUCAAAGGUUUGAAAACAACUUGCGGCUUGGAAUUUUUUCAUGUCUGUUUCUCAGAACUUACUUUGAAUUUUACCAGUAGAUGCUUGCACUUUAAAAAAAACUGUCAUAUUUUAGUUUGGAUUCUAGUUUGGUACAUUUCCUCUGAAAUUCAGACAGUAAUUAAACCAUUAUCUGAACGUUACAGUUGGGAAGAGACAGAUUAUGGACGUACCUGACGUUAGACCUUCUCGUAAAUAAAUUUUAAGCCAUGUCAACGUAUUUGUUUUAUUUUAUGCUACCAUUGACUUGCUGAUAGAUUAGGAUAUAUUGGUGUAUGUAGUUACACCUGCAUAUAGUGCUUUGUGUGUUCAUAAAUGAUUAAUGAUUUUUUAAUACAAGUUGUCAUACAGCAAAAAGUAAAAUCGUUUUAAAUGCUUCUUUUGAAACAUGGUGAUUAUGAAGUAAAAUAAUUUAUCCAGUUAAGUAUAGAGAUUUCACAUUCAACCAUGUAAUAUAUUUCACAUUUAAAAAUGAACUUUCUGAAAUUUUUUAACUCAUAUGUUUAUCUGAGAUAUGUAUUUGUUUCAGGAUUGUCAAUAAAAACUAGCAGUUUAGUUUUAAGUACGUACAGUUUGUAGUUAAACAAAAAAUUAGCUUUAUGAUGAAUGAGUUAAACAUUUAUAUAACUCUCACUCUAGUAUUUGUAACUGCUUCAUUUUACUUAUAAUAUGAAAUUCAACUGCAGUUGAUUUGUUUAAUUUUCAUGGAUGAAUAUGUGAUCAUUUACAAUUGCGAUAGAGUAUAUGAUACUUAUUUAAAUUAUGAACUUUUGCAAUGUUCUGAAUAUUGUACAUAAGAACUAAAAGUGGUGUGAUUCUUGUGUGUUGGUAGUUUCAGCAUGUCCUAGGUUUAUACAAGUGGCAAUAAUCAGCCAAACAUGUACAAAUAGAUAUUAUUUAUAAAAAGAGUGAAUUUAAAUUUAUGUAACGGAGACAAAAAUAUGUGUUUUAUAAAUAUUCAGUAGUUGAUGUAAAAGUCCCAUUACUGUUUGUAAUUACAAAAAUAAGGUUUUAAAAUGUUUUAAAUAAAUUUAAAAAACCA
Molecule: messenger RNA, 13439 nt
Organism: Bacillus rossius redtenbacheri
Lineage: Eukaryota; Metazoa; Arthropoda; Insecta; Phasmatodea; Bacillidae
Exons: 5
Coding region: 57-2843 (928 amino acids)
Cellular component (GO): nucleus
Molecular function (GO): zinc ion binding
Source: RefSeq, a predicted model, not a curated record